Molecule: messenger RNA, 1620 nt
Organism: Colletotrichum siamense
Lineage: Eukaryota; Fungi; Ascomycota; Sordariomycetes; Glomerellales; Glomerellaceae
Gene: DBP8
Product: ATP-dependent RNA helicase DBP8
Exons: 1
Coding region: 1-1620 (539 amino acids)
Molecular function (GO): nucleic acid binding; RNA helicase activity; ATP binding
Source: RefSeq, a predicted model, not a curated record
AUGCCGUCUUCCGCAGCUCCCCGACGGCCGGGCCCCGCGGCCGACGACGAGGAUCCGGCUUCCUCGUCCGCCAACUCCUCCGGCGCCGAAUCCGAGUCCGACUACCUCGACAGCCCCGGCUCCCGCAAGAGACGGAGGACCGAGCCGCCAGCUGCCGAAAUCAUCGAUGAAGACGACGAUGAUGACGAGGAAGAGCUCAAGGCUGUUGUUUCUACCAUCCAGGCCCCUUCGCGAUUCAAGCGCGCCGCCGUCCCCGAACAAGCACCAAAGACCGUCCUUCCCGCGCCGUCGCAAAACGCAAUCACUGCGCCGACAGACCCCAACACAUCAUUCUCGUCCCUCAACGUGCGCCCAUGGCUGGUCCAAUCGUUGGCCAACAUGGCCAUCAAGCGGCCGACGGGCAUUCAGAAGGGCUGUAUACCAGAGAUCUUGAAGGGCAGGGACUGUAUCGGUGGCAGCAGGACAGGUUCCGGUAAAACGGUCGCGUUCGCCGUGCCUAUCCUCCAGAAAUGGGCAGAGGAUCCCACAGCCAUCUUCGCCGUCGUCUUGACGCCGACGCGCGAGCUUGCGCUGCAGAUCUUUGAGCAGUUCAAGGCCAUCUCUGCGCCGCAGAGCUUGAAGGCCAUCCUCAUUACGGGUGGCUCAGACAUGCGCCCUCAAGCGAUUGCUCUGGCGCAGCGACCCCACGUCGUCAUCGCGACCCCCGGCCGUCUCGCCGACCACAUCAGGACAUCGGGAGAGGACACCAUCUGCGGUCUACGGCGCGUCAAGUACGUUGUGCUCGACGAAGCGGACCGCCUCCUCGACGCCACCGGUCCCGGCAGCAUGAUCCCCGACGUCGAGGAGUGCCUGUCCGUCCUACCGCCCUCGUCGCAGCGCCAGACCCUCCUCUUCACCGCCACCAUCACCCCCGAAGUCCGCGCCCUGAAGGACAUGCCCAUCAAGCCCGGCAAGCAGCCCGUCUUCGUCUGCGAGGUCGACACCCAGUCCCUCGCCAUCCCCGCGACCCUCUCGCAGAUGCACCUGCAGGUCCCCGUCACCCACCGCGAGCACUACCUGCACACCUUCCUCCUCACGGACGGCAACGCCGACAAGUCCAUCAUCAUCUUCUGCAACCGCACCUCCACGGCCGACUACCUCCACCACCUCCUCCGCCUGCUCGAGCACCGCGUGACGUCGCUGCACUCCGGCCUGCCCCAGCGCCAGCGCGUCGACAACCUCGGCCGCUUCCGCGCCGCCGCCGCCCGCAUCCUCGUCGCCACCGACGUCGCCUCCCGCGGUCUCGACAUCCCCGAGGUCGCGCUCGUCAUCAACUACGACAUCCCCCGCAACCCGGACGACUACAUCCACCGCGUCGGUCGUACGGCGCGUGCGGGCCGCAAGGGCGAGGCCGUCACCUUUGUCGGCCAGCGCGACGUCGAGCUGGUGCUGGCGAUCGAGGGCCGCGUCGGGCGGCAGAUGGAGGCGUGGAAGGAGGAGGGCGUCAACCUGGAGACCCGCGUGCUGCGCGACGCGCUCAAGGUUGUGAGCGAGAAGAAGCGGGAGGCGUUGUUGGAGCUGGAGGAGGGGAGGGAGGUGGGCGGAAAGAGGAAGAGGGCGAAGCAGAAGCUCAGGGCGUAG